CCGAUUUCUCUUUGAGAGAAGAAAAGGAAGAAGAAAGGGAGAUGAGCGAAGCUUUGAAGAGAGACUACGAGAUCUGCGAAGAGCUCGGCCGCGGAAGAUUUGGCACCGUUUUCCGGUGCUUUUCGCUGGAAUCCCGAGAUUUCUUCGCCUGCAAGACGAUCGACAAGCGCCUCCUCUCCGAUUCCCUCGACCGCGAGUGCCUCGAGAAGGAAGUCAAGAUCAUGCAACUCGUCGCUGGAAACCCUAAUGUUGUCCAGAUCUACGCCGUCUACGAGGAUGAAUCCUCCCUCCACAUGGUCUUGGAGCUCUGCCCGUUGCCGGAUCUCUACGACCGGAUCUCCGAACGGACGUUUUCUGAGCCGGAGGCCGCCUCCGUGAUGUCGCCGUUGAUGGAGGCGAUUGCGCACUGUCACCGCCGUGGCGUUGCUCACCGAGAUAUCAAGCCGGACAACAUCCUCUUCGACGGACGGAACCGUCUCAAACUUGCCGAUUUUGGAUCUGCGGAUUGUUUCGUUGACAGCGGGCGGUCGAUGCGGGGAAUCGUUGGGACGCCGUACUACGUCGCACCGGAGGUGAUUUCCGGUAGGGAUUACAACGAGAAAAUCGACGUGUGGAGUGCGGGGGUGAUUCUGUAUAUAAUGCUGGCUGGAAUCCCUCCUUUUUACGGCGAUUCCGCCGCUGAGAUCUUUGAGGCGGUUCUGCGUGCCAAUCUCCGGUUUCCGACUAGGAUUUUCCGCGCCGUGUCGUCGUCGGCGAAGGAUCUGAUACGGAGGAUGCUUUGUAAGGACGUGUCCAAGAGAUUCUCGGCCGAGCAAGUUCUCAGGCAUCCGUGGAUUACAAGUGGAGGAGAGACAAGCCCGGUAGCCGAUCUGACCUGAGGAAGACUGUCUACGGUCGCGUAUACUGUAUAAAGACUGUUUGUGUACAUUUACGCCCCCGCCCCUCCGAACCCGGUUCGCUCCAUCAGGUUGUAGAUGGUUCCAUACCCGGGGUUUUAUGGGGGAGGAAAGAUAAUCCGAUGGAAGACACCAUAGCAGCAGCGCUUGUGCAGGAGAGGGAGAAAGAGACUGAAGCGAGAAUUUUCUUUUCUUUCUUUUUUUUUUCCUACCCCUUUCCCCCUUUUUCCGAGUUUCUCUGAGAGAUGAGAGAGUUAGAGACUGUAUAUACGAAGUUUCAGCUAUAAACGAAUGCGUAUAUGAGAAUCUUUUUUCUGUUGUGUUU
Molecule: messenger RNA, 1221 nt
Organism: Magnolia sinica
Lineage: Eukaryota; Viridiplantae; Streptophyta; Magnoliopsida; Magnoliales; Magnoliaceae
Product: phosphoenolpyruvate carboxylase kinase 1
Exons: 2
Coding region: 42-878 (278 amino acids)
Biological process (GO): intracellular signal transduction; peptidyl-serine phosphorylation; protein autophosphorylation
Cellular component (GO): cytoplasm; nucleus
Molecular function (GO): calcium/calmodulin-dependent protein kinase activity; calcium-dependent protein serine/threonine kinase activity; calmodulin binding
Source: RefSeq, a predicted model, not a curated record